Messenger RNA from Monodelphis domestica (gray short-tailed opossum), 3734 nucleotides. It is a transcript of the gene VWCE, whose product is annotated as von Willebrand factor C and EGF domains. Gene Ontology annotation, biological process: cellular response to virus. Gene Ontology annotation, cellular component: cytoplasm. Gene Ontology annotation, molecular function: calcium ion binding; protein binding. The record is from RefSeq and is a predicted model, not a curated record. NCBI's taxonomy places the organism in Eukaryota, Metazoa, Chordata, Mammalia, Didelphimorphia, Didelphidae.
CCCGGCAGCGAGCGGCCGCCCUUUGUGCUCGGUGGCGCCCUGCGGGGGCCCGAGAGGCGCCCCCUCCCUGGCUGGAUCCUCCCCCUGGGCCUGCGCCAGCCCCCCGCGCCCCCGGGCCCCCAGCACGCGGCCCCCGGGCCCCGAGGCGCGCGGGGCGGGCAGGAGGAGGGGCCAGGGGCUGGCCGGCCAGGCAGCGCCCCCCCGCUGGCUGCCGGCUCCCCCCUGCAGCGGAGCGAGGAAGGGGCGAAGGGAGGGAGCGGCAGGCUGUCCAGCCCCGAGCCCAGGCGAGCCAUGUGGGCUGGGCUGCUCCUGCGAGCCGCCGCCGCCGCCGCCGCCGCCUGCCUCGCGCUCUCCCUCCCCGCCCGAGGCUACCCGGGGGGCCGAAAGAAGCCCGCUCCCUUCGCGGCCGAGAGACGCCGCCUGGGACCCCAUGUUUGCCUCUCGGGGUUUGGAAGCGGAUGCUGCCCUGGCUGGGUGCCCUCCCUGGGCAGUGGACAGUGCACCCUCCCCCUGUGCACCUUUGGCUGUGGUAGUGGUUACUGCAUUGCUCCUAACGUCUGCUCCUGUCGGGAUGGAGAGCAAGGCAUCACCUGUCCAGAAGCCCCUGGACCCUGUGGGGAAUAUGGCUGUGACUUGGCUUGUAACCAUGGCGGCUGCCAAGAGGUAGCCCGAGUCUGCCCUGUGGGGUUCUCCAUGAUAGAAACAGCCAUUGGCAUCAAGUGUACAGACAUCGAUGAGUGCUUGAGCUCCUCCUGUGAGGGCCUCUGCGUGAACACGGAAGGAGGCUUUGUGUGUGAGUGUGGGCCAGGGAUGCAGCUUUCUGCUGACCGUCACAGCUGCCAAGACACUGAUGAGUGCUUGGGGAUCCCUUGUCAGCAGAGCUGCAAAAACAGCAUCGGCAGCUACAGGUGCUCCUGCCGAGCGGGCUUCUACCUCCACGGUAACCGGCACUCCUGUGUAGAUGUGAAUGAGUGUCGCCGCCCCCCAGAGAGGCGUGUCUGCCAUCACUCCUGCCACAAUACCAUGGGGAGCUUCCGGUGUGCCUGCCGGGCAGGCUUCCGCCUCAGUGCGGACAGGGCAUCCUGUGAAGCAUUUCCGAAGGCCGUGCUUGCCCCAUCUGCCAUUCUCCAGUCACUGCAGCACCCCCCGAAGAUGCUGUUACUCUUUCCGGAGUCUGGCCCCCCCGCCCUCCCCCCUGGCCAUGGCCCCCCAUCCCGGGCACCUGGCCCCCACCCAGUAACCAAAACCACACCUCUCGUGCCGCUGACCUCAGCACUGCCCACCUCCUCCACCUCUGCCUGGUCCCCGACCCCCUCAGCAACAGUGGCCACCCCGUCUCCCAGUUCUUCCUCCUUGGGAAGAAUGGUGAAACCGUCUAUACUGGCAGGUCUGCUGCCCCCUUCACUCUUGCAUGGCGAGGCAGUGAGGACCCCUUCCCCUCCCAGGGGCCCUUCGACCUCUCAGCCUUUGCCAGCACCUUCUCCUUGCUGGCACCAAGGAGGCACCCAUGAGCAUGGGAGCCGCUGGACCGAGCCUGGAUGCUUGAACUGUGGGUGCCAGGAUGGCGAGGUGACCUGCGACAAAGUGACGUGUAAAGCUGCCUGUUCUCACCCGCUCCCCUCCCCUGAUGGGUGCUGCCCUGAUUGUUCAGGUUGUUUUUAUGGUGGCUUCCCCAGAGCCGAAGGGGACGUGUUCUCCCCUCCCAACGAGAACUGCACGGUCUGCAUCUGCCUUGCUGGGAACGUAUCAUGUAUCGCCCCCGAGUGUCCUCCUGGUCCUUGCCUGACCCCGCCGCAGUCGGACUGCUGCCCCUGCGUCCCAGUGAGGUGCUAUUUUCAUGGCCGAUUCUACCCAGACGGGGCUGAAUUCAGUGGGGAUGGGGAUGAAUGCACCACCUGUGUUUGCCAGAAGGGGGAAGUUCAGUGUUCCUUCACGCCCUGCCCGGAGCUGGACUGUCCAAGAGAGGAGUGGCAGUUGGGGCCAGGCCAGUGCUGCUUCACCUGCAGAGAGCCCACCCCAGUAUCAGGCUGCUCUCUGGAUGACAAUGGCAUUCAAUUUCCCAUUGGACAGAUCUGGUCCCCUGGUGAUCCCUGUGAGUUAUGCAUUUGCCAGGCAGAUGGAUCUGUGAGCUGUGAGAGGACUGACUGCGUGGAGACCUGUCCUCACCCCAUUCGGAUCCCAGGGCAGUGCUGCCCCGACUGCUCGGCAGGGUGCACCUACACAGGAAGAAUAUUCUACAACAAUGAAACCUUCCCUUCUGUGCUGGACCCUUGUCUCAGCUGCAUCUGCUUGCUGGGCUCCGUGGCCUGCUCCCCCGUGGACUGUCUCAUUUCCUGCACCUACCCAUUCCAUCCCGAGGGAGAAUGCUGCCCCAUCUGCCACGACUGUAACUAUGAAGGCAGGAAGGUGGGCAACGGGCAGGUGUUCUGGCUGGAGAAUGAGCCCUGCACACGCUGUGUCUGCCAGCUUGGGGAGGUGAGCUGUGAAAAGGUCACCUGCCAGCCAGCCUGCGCUGACCCUGGUCCAGCUUCCCGGGAUUGCUGCUCCUCCUGCCAAGGGGUUUUGCUUCCUGUGGAAGGGAUGUUGGAGCUCUCUCCACCUAAAGCUGCCCGGAGCCCUGGAGAAGCAGCCGUGACUCCCCAGAACUGUAGCAUCUGUCCUGGCGCGCCCAUGGCUGAUGCUCAGAGUCUCCAGGUUCUGUUGAGAAAGAACACAUCUACUGUGGGGACUUUUCCCAUGGAGCCCCUGGGGCCAGGGCCCUCUCGGUCACCCCAGCAGCAGCCAAGGGCUGUUUUGGCCCCUUGUUCCUUGUCAGGGGCCUCGUGCCUUGAUCACUCUACCCCAGGAGCCUCUCAUCUACCUCCUACCUCCCCAGAGGUUCCUUCAUCUCUGCCUGCUAUGGCAGCGACUUCCCUCCCACCAUCUAGGGUUCCAGGAACCCUCCAUGCCCAUUCGGCAUCUGAAGGGCUUUUGCUGCCCAUCAUCCAAAUGACAAAGUCUUCUGGGCCUGCUGAGACCAGGCAGGAGCCUUCAGAGCCCCCCACAGUCAGUUCUAUGCUUCCUGGGUCUUCUUCCAACACUGCUCGACUCUCUUCCUCCCCUACGGUUUCUCCCAGAUCUCCCUUGCAGAAGCCAACAGAGAAACCCUCCUAUGAAGGAGAGUGGAAUGAGUAAUGGGGUCUCAUUUGGAGGGCUGUGCCAGGAAGCCCUUGGGUGGGUGGGUGGGGGGAGAAUGGGAGAAUGAGAGUGACAGAAAAUGAGAGCGGGAGAAAGAAGGAAAGAGAGAACAAGAAAGAGUGAGAGUGACAAUGAAAGAGAAGGGGAGAGAAUGAGAGAACAAGAGAAUGAAAAAGAAUAUGAGUGAGAAUGACAAAAUGAGAGGGAAAAGAAUGAAAGAACGAGAGUGACAAGAGAAAAUGAAAGAGGGAGAAAAUGAGAGUAAGAGUGACAAUGAAAGAAAGGGAGAGGGGGAGAGAGAAUGAGAGAACAAAAGAAUGAAAAAAUAUGAGUGUGAAUGACAGAAAAUGAGAGGAAAGAGAAUGAAAAAAUGAGAGUGACAAUGAAAGAGAAGGGGAGAAGAGAGAGAAUGAGAAAAUGAGAGAAUGAAAAAGAAUAUGAGUGAAAAUGAGAGGAAAGAAUGAGAAAGAGUGACAAAGGAAGGGUGAGAAAGGGAGAGGGAGAGAAUGAGAAAACAAGAGAGAAUGAAAAAGAAUAUGAGUGAGAAUGACAGAAAA